Messenger RNA from Actinia tenebrosa (Australian red waratah sea anemone), 3265 nucleotides. RefSeq names its product kelch-like protein 2. The record is from RefSeq and is a predicted model, not a curated record. NCBI's taxonomy places the organism in Eukaryota, Metazoa, Cnidaria, Anthozoa, Actiniaria, Actiniidae. Gene Ontology annotation, molecular function: protein binding.
GUUAUUCACUUAUCCUAUAAUACCGAACGUUUUCGCUCCUUGUCGUAAACAUCAUUUCUUUAAGCGUGGAUGACGUAAUGUCCACUUCAGUGAGGAUUGUAGUUUGUUAUUUUAGUCUUAAAAUAUUCAAACGAUGACAGAUUGAUGGCGGAUAUAUGGACUUAUGUAAUUACCUUGGAAUUCAAUAAUGUUGCCAUAAUCUUGUCAAAACGUCACCCUGUUUCGAAAAGCUGAAAGAUUAAGGGGGAAAAUUGUGGCUCAAAUGAGUUGUCAGAGGAAACUGAGACGGGUACUAUAAGUCAUACUAUGGAAAACAUUCACUUUUAAUAUGGGUAACGCAUCGUUAGAUAUUGUCUGUACAACCUCGUGGGGAAUUUUACAGGUCCUAUGAUAUUGUUCUUUGUUGGAAAGCAUGCAAACAUCCCAAAUCCAUGUGCAAUGCCUGAUUAUGUAUGCGCAUAAUUUAACUCCAUGUUUGUAGACAGAUAUGUUUCUGAGAUCAGGCCUGAAUGUCACUUAAUAUUUCCUUGGAGUUUGUUUUUAAUUAACUCGUUCUCAUCGAACGUCGUUCAAGUUAGUGCUAGUAGAACCGCCACCAACCAGAGGUUGGAAGUCGUGCAAGUGACCACAUCGAAAUUCACCUAAAUCUAAUUCAGUAGAAGAUAAUAUAAGUAAGUUGUAGUGCUUGGGAAUCUAAUUCACUCAAAUCUUUUCUCUGUUCUUAAUCGAAUUUCGAAUAUACGUUGACCUUCUUCACGUCAUGGCUGGCAACAUCGUCGAAGGUUUUCACGACUAUAGCUCAAAUCUUGGUCGGGAGCUCAAUAAACUUCGACAAGAGAAGCGACUUUGUGAUGUUACGUUGAUAGUCGAGGGAAAACAGUUUUUAGCGCAUCAGGUUGUGUUAGUCGCUAGUAGCAGAUACUUUUAUGGCGUGUUUACGAGCGAUAUGGUCGAGAAAAGAACACAAAGGGUAAAUUUGUCUGAACUUAACGCUUCCGCGAUGGAGCCAUUAUUGUCUUAUUUAUACACUGGAGAGGUAGCGAUAGACCAAUCAAACGCGGAAGAUCUAGUGAUUUCAGCGAAUUAUCUGCUUCUACCGAGAUUGAAAACACUGGCUUGUAAGUUCCUAGAGCAACACAUGAUCGCAUCGAACUCUAUCUAUUAUUACCAGUUAGCUGAACAAUUCGAUUGCAAGGAACUAAAAAAUCACGCAAGUCAGAUGAUUCGAGCGAACUUUGGUACGAUUGGUCAGUCAAAGGACUUUAUGAAAAUGAGCUUGGAGCAUGUCGAAGAGCUGUUAGCAGGAGAUGACAUCGUAAUUCGCGCGGAGGAAGAAAUAUUCGAAGCAAUUUUGGAAUGGAUUUCGAACGAGCCCAAAGAACGCGAGCGUUAUUUCCCGCAGCUGUUCCGUCACGUUCGAGUGACUUGCGUGUCUCGAGAUUAUUUAUUCUGCAGUCUAGCAAACAACGUGUUGGUCAAGACAAACCCAGACUGUCUGGCGAGGAUCAUAGAAGCCACUAAAAUGCUUCUCAUUGGCGAAGGCUUGGCUGCGGAAAAGCCAAGAAAGUGCUUAGAAACCCAUGUCGAUGCUAUUAUCACGUGUGGAGGGCUGUCGCCUGAUUGUUUAGUGCGUGACACCACAUACUGUUACCUCCCCAGUGAGCAAAUCUGGCACGAGCUGGCCCCUAUGAACGUAAAGCGAUGCCGACACGGUCUUGCUUACUGUCGUGGGUUCCUCUACGCCAUUGGUGGAAAAGAUGAGUCAUUCCAUAACACCGUAGAGCGGUAUGAUCCUAGUACUAACACCUGGACGUACGUGGCUCCGAUGAAACGAUGCGUCAAGCUGAUAGGAACAGCCACUCUAAACGGAAUCCUCUACGUGGUGGGAGGUAUAGAGUUCACUGUUGAAGACAACCGACGUAGAUGUAAUACAGUACAAAAAUACGAUCCUGUUACCAAUACUUGGACGCAUUUAGCACCUUUGAGCAGCCGAAGGUCGAGCGUUUGUUGUGUUAGCGACGAGCACUAUGUCUACGCGAUAGGAGGACUUGGAGACGAUGGGUUCUUGAACGCGUUAGAGAGGUACAACCCUCACCUCAACACCUGGUCGAGUCUGGAGCCAAUGAGUGAAAAACGAGGAUGCGCAUGCGCGAUAUACUUGAAUGGAAAGAUAUACAUAUUUGGCGGGACUGUUGACGCCUUUUCCCGCCAAGCCAAACGGUCUUGUGAAAUCUACGACAUAUGGAACAACCAAUGGUAUCCACUUCCGCCUAUGCGUAUCCCAAGGUUCCACGCAGGCGCAGUUCUGAUGCGCGGCUAUGUCUAUGUGAUGGGAGGUAUUGGAACAGAUAACCAGAAUAGUGAGUUGAAUAAGGUGGUAGAGUGCUAUAGUAUUGAGAAGAAUAAAUGGAUGAACGAACAUUCCAUUCCUUACGAGGAAACGUACCUUAGGAGCUGCUGUGUUAGACUCUACAAAGGUUUCUUACAAACACGUAACAAGCUGGUUACAAGGGUUAGUAACUCGUAAAAAUAUGAACAAAUGACGUUCAAGAAUUAAUGAAAAACCUACAAAUGACGUAAAAGUAGAUAAGUAAAUGACGUAAGUUAUAAAAAAAGGCUAAAAAAAAUUGAUGCGAAAUUGACGUACAUCUUGACAAAAGGAUGUAAAAGUUAAAAGAAUGACGUAAAAUUCAUUAAGAAAAAAUGACAUUCAUCAAAUUAAAAUAUGCUAAAUGUCAGAAUAUUAAGUGUUGGAUAUCAACUUAGCAUUGUAGUUUUCAUAUUGUUAUAGAGGCUUUGCACCAUCACGUGGCGGCAGCCAUGUUCGUUGACAAUAACAAUACAACCCAGCGUUUUGCAUGAGAAAGAAUGCAAUUCUCAAGAGCAAGGGAUUUUAUUUCCCAUUCAUAAUAAUAAUUUAAAAAAAUGUGGAAGUAAGAAAGAAAAAUACACAAGGGAAUGACAAGGUUUGAAAUGAGAAAACAAUGUAAACUCAAAAGCAAGCAUGUUUCAAUUCUGGUCUAGCUUGGAUAUACUUUUUUAUGAUGACUUUUAUGGUGUUGGGUGUACCCAAGCUAGACAACAAUGCACCUUUUUUGUUAGGAUUGCAUGUGAAAAUUACGGGAAGAAUUGCCUCUUGUAACAUGAUAUAUAGACCUCUUGCAUUGAAUUCCUAGAAGAAUUGUUCUGGGGGACAAAACAAUAGGCCAUCAUUUCUUAUGCAAAAAAAUCCAUUGUUUUGUCCCCCAGAACAAUUCCCCUAGGG